Helianthus annuus (common sunflower) is the source of this 565-nucleotide messenger RNA. Its product is annotated as cysteine desulfurase, mitochondrial. The coding region runs from base 104 to 565 and encodes 153 amino acids. Lineage: Eukaryota; Viridiplantae; Streptophyta; Magnoliopsida; Asterales; Asteraceae. Gene Ontology annotation, molecular function: cysteine desulfurase activity. The record is from RefSeq and is a predicted model, not a curated record. The transcript has a single exon. Gene Ontology annotation, cellular component: cytosol; mitochondrion. Gene Ontology annotation, biological process: iron-sulfur cluster assembly.
ACACGCCACGUGUAGUAACCCUUCACCGUCAUUAACCCCGUAACCCUAAAACUCCCCCAAUUUCAUCCUCCACACACCAAACCAAUUUUCCCCAACCAAACCAAUGGCCUCCAAGAUUAUCGCAUCCGCCGUCCGCCGAUCACUCUCCCCUAAACUCCUCCCACACAUCCGCCCCCUCUCCACCGCAGCCGCCGCGGCAGAACCCUACGACACCUCACCCGGAAUCUCAAUGAAAGGCGUCAAAAUCUCCGGCAGACCCCUCUACCUUGAUAUGCAAACAACCUCCCCCGUUGACCCCAGAGUCCUCGACGCCAUGCUCCCAUACUUCGUCUCCCAAUACGGAAACCUUCACUCCCGCACCCACCUUUACGGCUGGGAAUCCGACGAAGCGGUGGAAGCCGCACGCGCGCAGGUCGCCAGUCUCAUCAACGCGUCACCGAAAGAAAUCGUCUUUACCUCCGGUGCCACUGAAUGUAACAAUAUUUCCGUUAAAGGUGUUAUGCAUUUUUAUAAGGAGAAGAAGAAACAUGUGAUUACAACUCAAACGGAACAUAAAUGUGUUUGA